Messenger RNA from Stegodyphus dumicola, 3559 nucleotides. RefSeq lists its product as uncharacterized. The record is from RefSeq and is a predicted model, not a curated record. Gene Ontology annotation, biological process: signal transduction. NCBI's taxonomy places the organism in Eukaryota, Metazoa, Arthropoda, Arachnida, Araneae, Eresidae. Gene Ontology annotation, molecular function: signaling receptor activity; protein binding. Gene Ontology annotation, cellular component: plasma membrane.
UUUCUUUCUGUUUCGCAAUAUAUCUCGCAGGUUCUUGCCUCACCCACACCUUUUCCAUCAUUCCAUGAAGCGUUGCUGCGUUGUUCAAACGGAUACACUCAGAUCUUUUUCAACAAAUAUGGAACUAAGGAAAAAACUGAAGAAGGAAAUAUUUUUCUUAAAAUCUAGAACUCGAGUUUCAUCGCAUGAAUUUUGACAGAUCAAAAUUUGGCUUCCAAGCAUGAACGGUUCUGAAUUAUGUUCUCAUUGGAGGAUGCUAUACAUUAUUAAUGUCUUGAUCUUGUUUGUAUUUCUGAUGAAAAGCAAAGAAGUGUCAAUGGAAUUAGAUUGUGACCAAAUCAUUAAACAGUCAAAGGAAUUUUCGUGUUCUUUUGACAUUGAUAACAUAAAUUAUACCCUGCAAUGUGAAAGCAGUUUUUCUCAUACUAACAUCUUCUAUAUUCUGCAGCUUUAUGGUAAUUAUAGCUCUCUUCUUAAUGAAUCUACGACUUUUGAUAUUUUUAAAUCCUUGCUGAAUUUUAAUAGUACACCUGAUUCUGUAUUUUAUAGCUGUGAUAAAAAAUGGAGAAACCUUAUAAAAAUAGAGCCAUCGUUUCUCGAAGAAUAUUGUGAAAGUCACAAAAAAUGCCUCUAUCGGUCACCGGAAUUUCUAAAUGAAUAUAACGUAGAUGUAUUAAGAAUAAUGAACACUUCUUAUGUGCCUUCAAUUUUUGACAUCUUGGUGCAAUAUCCCCAGCUUCAGAGAAUGACAAUAUGUGACAACACGGCUGUCGACUUGUCAUCAAAAACUAAUAAUAUUACUAACCUGAUUCGUAUUUUAAAUUUACGCAAUAACAGUAUUCAGCUCUUGCCGGAAAAUGUAUUCAUUAACUUCCAUAACUUAAAGGAGUUAGAUUUAUCACAAAAUAAAUUAAACUCUAUUACUGAAACCCUUUUUGGCACGCUGCAUGCUUUGAAAAUUCUCGACUUAUCGUUUAAUUCAAUAGGUAACAUUUCAAAAGAUGCUCUAAAAGGAUUUCCCAAUCUAGAGACGUUUAAUCUAUCAAAUAACGAAUUGAAUUCCAUUAAUAACAGUUUGUUUCAAUUCAGCCCGCGCCUAAAAUCUAUUGAUUUAAGUUUUAAUAAUAUAAAACAUCUGCCAGAAACUCUUUUUCAUAGUUUAAAUAGUUUAGAAAACAUUCUUUGCUCCAACUGUAAUAUUCAAGCCAUAGACAAGGACCUAUUUUUAAAUAAUAUGAAUUUACUGUAUGUUGUAUUUGGAAGCAAUAAAAUUGAAGUAUUACCUAGUGAUCUGUUUCGAAGGCAAAAGUUUUUAGAAUACGUCGAUUUAGGUUCCAACAAAAUUUCUGAAGUAUACAAUGAUACAUUUUGGAAUAAAUCUAAUCUACGAGGGUUAAAUAUCUCUCGAAACAAUCUAAAAUUAUUAAAUGCAGAUUUAUUCGUCGGAAGUCCAAAUAUUCAUUUGCUAAAUGUGAGUGGAAAUAAACUAGAAAUACUGAAGGAUAAUAUAAUUGCAAAUAUGAAUGAUUUAGAAAAAUUCGAUUUGAGCUACAAUAAAAUUAAAUAUGUUGAACUGGGAAUAAAAUCAGAAGUUAGGCUAAGAAACAUUUGGUUAUCUCAUAAUUUUAUCAAAGAAAUCAAAAUAGAUUGGCGAAACCUUGUUUUUCUAGAGAAGUUCAACAUGGAUUAUAAUGAAAUAAACAGCUUCCACGCACCGCCUUGCAUUCUAAACGUGAAACAAACUAUCACAUUUUCAUUCAGACAUAACCAAAUUUCUGAUAUAGAUCUACGGUCUACGCUGGCUGAUGAAAAGAGAGCUGAAACGGACAGAACAAUGGCUGGUUGUUUUUUUAAUGGAUUCUCGAAGAACUUCUUAGACUUAGCUUUUAAUCCUUUGAAAUGCGAUUGCUAUUUAUACCCCUUUUACUUUUAUUUGAAAAGGAAGCCUGGUAGACGAAUUCCAUCCUUGUUAACUUUCAUAAAUGAAAAUGAGCUUGUUUGCAACAAACCACUUUCUUUGCAAAACAGCACGGUACUUUCCUUGUCAGAAGACGUAUUUAGUUGCUUUUUUGAGACUGAUUGUCCCCAGCCAUGCACUUGUGGUUUUCGUGCUAGAGAUAAACUAUUUUUUGUCAACUGCACGGGCACCAACCUAAGUGAGGUUCCCCAAAGUGCUCCUGAUCAGACCACAGUCCUUUAUUUCAAUUAUAACCACUUGCGAUCUAUGAAGUCACUGAAUAAUAAAAUCUGGCAUAACUUAACGGAACUGUACGUAGAUUUUAAUGAGUUAGAAGAUUUAACCAAUUGGGAAGUUCCUGAGAAACUUCGGUUUUUGUCGAUAAAAGAUAACAAAUUAAAAACUUUACCGAAACAUUUGAUGGAUUAUAUAGCGAACCAGAGUGAUUUCCAGUUAUUGUUUGGUGGAAAUGAUAAACAAUGCACGUGUAAGAGUAAAGUUUUGAAAGAAUUUUUGAUUGCCAAUACUGCAUUUAUAAAAGAUUUGGAUAAGAUCAUUUGCGAAAUAAAUAGUAAUGGAACAAAUUCCUCGUUACCUUUAUACGAAGUUCCAGACGCUUUACUCUGCGCUGAUGAACAAGCAGAUGGAGGUAAUAAGGGUCUAACAACUAUUGCUUUGGGUGUAUUUUUUACCGUUCUUCUAACUUUGGUGCUUAUUUACUAUAAGCAAAGACAAUUAAUUUUGUCAUUUCUUUAUAUUCACUGCGAUCAAGUGUUUCAUAUCUGUUUCGAAGAAUGCGAUUGUGAAGAUAAACUAUUCGAUGCUUUUAUAGCGUACAGUAGCAGCGAUCGCAGCAUCGUAAUGACUCUUCUAGAAGAGCUGGAACAGAAAGAGCCCUUCUUUCGACUUUGUAUCCAUGAGAGAAAUUGGCUUCCUGGUCGUUUCAUCACCGACAACAUCAUCCACUCUGUGCAGAACAGCAAGAGGACAAUCAUCGUUCUUUCCGAUACCUUCAUCUCGAGUCCAUGGUUCAAAAUGGAAUUGCGAGCAGCUGUAGUCAAAGUUUCCGAAGACAAAAUGAAUAAGGUGAUUGUUAUAUUGGUGGACAAAUCAACAUCCUUUGACGGUGUAGAGCCUGAUCUACGACAUGUAAUUUCUAAACGAACAUAUCUUGUAUGGGGUGAGCGAUGGUUUUGGGAAAAACUGAGGUAUGCUAUGCCUCGCAAAAGCUCUGAUUUAAACGAUGAAGACAUAGAUUCCAACAGAAGACUGAGUGAUAUACCUUUACUAUUAGACGUUUAAUUUCUUUCUUAAUACUUUUCCGAAACUUGCACGAAAUCUUCAAAGAGCAACUAAGUAGCAUUUCAGCCUUUACAAAAGAAAAGAAAAAAAAAAAAAAAAAGAAAAAGAAAAAAAAAAGGGAGGUAAGGGCGGAAGAUUUUAUUUUCGUGAUGAGUUCUUGUCUUCAAAUAUCAUAUUUUGGUGUAAAUCUAAAUAAUCUUAUUUGUUUACUUUUCUAAUACUUGAUUAUGUUCUUUCAUGCACAAAUUAAGCCUCUUUAACCAGAUAUUUAAAGUAUGCGAAAUGUUUUGAGCGCUGUCA